Cucurbita moschata (crookneck pumpkin) is the source of this 703-nucleotide messenger RNA. RefSeq lists its product as uncharacterized. The record is from RefSeq and is a predicted model, not a curated record. Lineage: Eukaryota; Viridiplantae; Streptophyta; Magnoliopsida; Cucurbitales; Cucurbitaceae. Bases 227 to 703 code for a protein of 158 amino acids. The transcript has 6 exons.
GCUCUUGCUCUUGCUCUGGCUCGUAUCCUUGAUUUAUUUAAUCUCCGAUUCUCCACUGUAUAUGUAUUUGUAGUAAUCGAGGAGAGCGAUUUAUGAAGUUGAUCAGUGUGCUCGAUCGAGAGACGCGACUGCACAGAUCUACCGGAUUGAAUGUGGAGUCAACUAGAGGCGGAGGCGGUUUCAGCGUCGAGGAAUAGUUAGGUCGUUGCUUACUACAUCACCGGCAAUGGCUUCGGCUGCGCUACUCGCGUUAUCGAGGCCACGAGGUACACGUGGCCUCCUUCGCCCCUUAGUUUGUUUUUACUCCUGCAAUGCAGUCGCCUGGGUUGUUCAUUCGAAAGGAAUUGUUGGACUGUGGGGCUGUCCAGACAGAUGCAAUAACAGUGGAUCGCUUGGCAUCCUUGGAGUAGAUCGCUUGGGAUUUCAUCUAUGCAGAGUAUGCCAUGGAUGCUGGUCAUCACCACCGUUCGAUAGUUUGGCAGGAAAAGUUGGUUACGGAACCGUUAUGAAGCAUUGGCAUACAGAGUAUCCUUUGUUUUUGUCCGAAAGAGAUUAUUUUAACGAAGAACCAUAUUUAAGGAAUAUGCUUGAGUGCCAUUACUGUUACAGUGCGUGUGGCGGAACAGUUUGUCCAUGCGCCGGAGAAAUCCAGGUGCUGGAGGGUAGCAGCCCGCUGAGCAUUGAGGUUAGCCAAAAUUUCUAA